This is a messenger RNA of Numida meleagris (helmeted guineafowl), 3341 nucleotides long. It is a transcript of the gene PGPEP1L, whose product is annotated as pyroglutamyl-peptidase I-like. Lineage: Eukaryota; Metazoa; Chordata; Aves; Galliformes; Numididae. The record is from RefSeq and is a predicted model, not a curated record. The transcript is spliced from 6 exons. Gene Ontology annotation, biological process: proteolysis. The coding region runs from base 1209 to 1811 and encodes 200 amino acids. Gene Ontology annotation, cellular component: cytosol. Gene Ontology annotation, molecular function: pyroglutamyl-peptidase activity.
GCCAGCAGAGGAGCCGAGCGGCGCGAGGGAACAGACAGGACGGGAGCCGCUGUUAAGGAGGAGGAUUCAGAGGACAGAAACAGCUCGUAGCUCCAAACCUUGCUCGGCCACCAGCCAAUCCAAGAGGUUUCUUCAGGGAUUUUCUCUCUUAUGAUCUCAUAAUUACCAUCUCUCUUGAGAAUAUAUAGCGACUUUCUAUUCUUAGUUUAUUUCUCCUCUCUCUCUCACACACAUGCACAUACUUCCUACUCAAAACAAAACUCAGCAAAACCCUCUGCCCACGUAAUUCUAAUUCCCAGGAGGACUUUCAUAUGCUUUUGUUUUGGGCAGUGACAACAUGCAUAUGUUUUGAUUCCAGGCCCCCUAUUGGUUCUUGCACUUCAGUUUAAUGAAGACAGACCAGCUAUUAAACUCACCAGCUUUGACAAAUUAAAACCCUGCCUCAAGAUUUCCUCUGACAUUUUAAUUUGGACUAAAAUUUUGUUAGGUGUUGUCCAUUCAAUUGUCCCAAGUAAAUAUUUUGCUUUAGCAAAUACAUAUUUUCCUGUUAAUGUUUAUUUUUAAAGUGUAAGGAGCUUGGAGAGUUUAAUAAAUGAUGUAAGAUAAAGCUGAAGAUAAGUAAAGUAGAUAAGGGCUGUGAGGAAGAACAGGAAAAUUACAACUAUGUAUUUAUAGAUAGUAAGAAAAAGCCUAACACUGAAUCGAGUGGAAAUGGACAGAUACAUGUUCUUAGCUAAGUAGUUCUUUAUGAUUAAAGUGAAUUACAACUGUGAUAAAAAUAUAAUAUCCACAGACAUAUGCUAAAAUUGAUCUGAUUAGUUUUGCUUACUUGUAUGUAAACAGGUUUCUGAUGCAAAAUAUUUUGGGAUAUUUUAUUGGUAGAUAUUUUGCAAAAGUUUCUUGAAGCCUUUUCUGUUCAUCCCAAAACACUGUUGUUGCAUGCCCCAUUUGAGGUAACCUUCUGCCUUUAAUACUGAGAUGUAACCAUUUGUUCUGAAAGUUACGUGGAACAUAAAUCAUCCCUCUAAUGCGAAUCCCAACCCACUGCAGCUUUAUGAAAGCAUUUUCUCCAUCCAGUAGAAAUCUGGAAAUUCAGAAUGGUCUGAAUCAUAAAAUAGAAGCCCCAAAUGAGGAAGUUUGCCACAGAUGCAUGAAUUCUAGUAUUGCUGUUUGGAACUGAAAGACGACGAGAUUUCACCUUUUGGAGCAUGGAUUCAAAUUCCAACAUUGUGGUUGUAACUGGUUUUGGUCCCUUUAGACAAUACCUGGUUAAUUCUAGCUGGGAAGCAGUGAAGGAGCUGUCCAAGAGAGGCCUUGGAAAAAACAUAGAUCUUCGUAUCAUGCAACUACCAGUGGUUUACCAAAAAGCAAAGGAACAAAUCUUCAGGAUAUGGACAACUCUUCGUCCAAUACUUACUGUUCACGUUGGGCUGGCUUCAUCUGCCAAAGCAAUCAUCAUCCUUGAGCAGUGUGGGAAGAACAAAGGCUAUGAAGAGAUGGAUGCUUGUGGUUUUUACCCAGAAGGUGGCUGUUGCAUGCAAGAUGGUCCAGAAAAGAUUGAAUCUACAAUUAACAUGAAGACUAUCUGGAAAAAUAUUUCAGUGGAAGGAAUUGAUAUGAUCUUUUCCAGAGAUGCGGGAAGGUAUAUCUGUGAUUACACCUACUACACUUCUCUGUAUUAUGGCAAUGGAAGAGCAGCUUUCAUCCAUGUGCCUCCAUUAUCAAAGUCGGUAACAGCAGGCUCCCUAGGAAAAGCAUUACAGACAAUUAUCUUAGAAAUGCUAAAACAGUGUGGGGAACAGAGAGAGUAAGAUGGAACAUGAGAAAAAAAAGGAGCUUUCUUAAAAAGGAAUUUCUUAUCUCUUAAAGUAGCAAAUCUAAUGACUAUUUAAAGCCCUUAAAGAUUUUUUAUUCCAAGAUUUUUUAUUCCAAGUUAUUUUCAGGGAAAUCUCCUUACAAAAACCAAACAACUGUUUCCAUCUCUGCUAUAAAAAUCUUGAGAGGGAAAAAAAAAAGUGAUUGACAGUUUAUAACACUAAGAUUGUUUCAGAUUUAAGGAAGUCCACGAAACUGGAUUUGAAAAUGGUUAUAUACUUCCUAAAAUCUUUUAAAAGCAUUUUUUUUUUAAAUUUAAUUUAAAAAAAAGCAGAACGAAAGUCAAAAGACAUUACUACAGAUUUGUUGAAUUGAGAUCCAUUCUUACAUCCAUAAGGACAUUCAGCACUGACAUCACAAAGUUCCCUCAGAGUCUCGGUUCAAGUGCAGUGACACAGGUUCAUCUAAUGCAAGGUGCCCGUAUAUAAACUUUAAAUAUGGGGGAAAAACAAAACGCAGGUAGAGAUCCUGUUAUUUGAAGGUUUUUUUGCAGCUGCUGUAUCUCUUCAAAACCUGCUGCACGUGGUGCUGGCUUUCACAUACAAAAUAGACUACAGACCUGGGGUGACUUAAAACAAAAAAAAGGUGGAACCUGGCAGACACCGUAAUAUUGUUUGAGUUUCAAUUGCCUGAAAACACCAUUCCCCCAAAUUCUCAGCAUAUGUCCUAAAGGAAAACACUGUAGUCCUUCCACAAAGCACAGCACAAAGACAACAGUCUUUCAGAACAAUGGGUCAUGGCUAUUCAGGGAUUUAUACCUCAAAAUCAACAAGCUGAAGUCCCAAGAAAGGCCAUCAGUGAAGCACUGUGCUGUAGAAUGUUAUGGCACAUUAUCUUUCUUACAAAACAGGAACCAAAUGAGAUCCCAAGUUGUAAAGCUUGGGAUCAGACAGUGACAGAUCACUUCUGAGCUUCUCCCCUGCCAAGCCAGGCUCCUUGAUGUCUCAUACAUGGCUAUAUACAGAAGCGCUGCUCUAUUAAAGCUGGGCAAGACAGAAGUUUACAGUGCGUCCUCUUUAGCACACAGGGAAUGUCAAUGCACACAAUUUUGCUUGUACCAUGACAGACAAUUAUGACAUAAAACUAGCAAGUAUUUUUCAAAAACAAUCACCAGAACAGAACAGCAGCAUCUUCAUGUGGACACCUGGGAUUUUGCUAAGGGAAACGAAAUCUCGUUCCUCUAGUGUCGUGUCAGUAAAAAGGACAAGAGACAAGGACAACCUAAUAGCACAGACACCUGAACAAGCUCUGGGCCACUACUGUGCCUUAGUCAAGACUUUGAUGAAAAGACUCAGAGAAAUUGCAAAUGCCAAGAUAAUGCUCGUUUUCUUGUCACUAUUUUUUCUGACAACCUUUGCAGAAAACUGGUAACUUUGUGCUAGAUGGUUGAAUGCCUCAUGUAUGCAUUGCUGUAACAGCAAAUGAAAGGAUUUCCUUCAAAUAAAUAAAUAAAAAUGCUUCCCGUA